CGCCGCCUCCCCCAAAUCCCCAAACCAGCGCAACCAACCAACCUUGAAAUCCAACAUCUUGAGGAGCGAGAGGGAUCCAAUCGGCGGGUGCGCUUCUGAUGGCGGGCAAGGAGGAGGUGGAGGCGGCGAGGAGGUGGAUGAUGAGCCCGUGCACCGCCGCCAAGUCUACGGACGGCGCGGCCGCCGGCGACGAUGGUCCGGUGAUGCGGUUCCCCUCCAAGAGGAAGGCGGCUUCCGGUUCCAUCUACAAGGUGGGUGAGCCGCUGCCGGCCAAUGGGUGGAUCCAUCCUGCGGGAGAAGGGGAUCUUUCCGCGUUACAUAGGAGGGAGGCAGCGAUCGACAAGAUGCUGCAGGAGUCCAAGCUGCCAGCCACAGUCAAGCAGGGCACCGAUGCCAACGCCGCCGUCAAGCAGAGCGCCGAUACCUCCGCCGUAGUCAAGCAGGGUGUGUAUUCCUCGGCGGCAGCGGCAUGUGGAAGCAAAGGGAAGAAGUAUCGGCUGAAGAAAAGCGAGCUGAGGACCAUAAUUGCCCUCAGGCCGGAGCCUUACCCCCCGGCAGACGACUAUCUCGAGCUGGCCCCGUUCUUCCCGCCAGGGUGGCUCGAGCAGAAGAAGCGGGAGGAGGAGGAGGAUGCGGUCCAAUUUGCCAGGAUGGAGGCGGAGUUUGAGGCCUUCCGGCAGCAGGUGAUUGAGGGGGUCAAGAAGAACGGCUACUUCGAGGUCGACGAGGACCCCUCGGAUGGCAGGGAAAGGGAGGAGGCUAAUGAAUACGCUAGGCAAGAAAUGGCAGAGAUUGACUUCAGUGAACUCCGUCUCCUUGAUGCUAGACCAAAUCUGCCACAGGCGAAAUUUUUUCCUUACGUUCCUAACGAGGACGACGCUCUUCUAGAUGACAUUCCCAGCGAUGAUGAUGAUUUUGAAGAGGAGGAUGCUCUGCCCAUCCAAGGAGAGGACUUCGAAGGGGAAGCCGCCGCCGCCGCUCACAAGCUUGUUCCUCCUAUUCAGUCCAGCUGAGAAGAUGAUUCAGUUGGUCUACCUCUAUCUAUUCUAUCCAAUUAUGUUUAGCAGAUGUCUCUGUCGUGGAUCCGUACAUGUGGGUUGGUCGGGUCUAUCUAUCUGUAUUAAUUUCUCCUGUUGUGUUAUGUUUGGAACACCGACUAUAAUUUACAACUCUGUCUCGUUACCGCCA
Triticum aestivum (bread wheat) is the source of this 1188-nucleotide messenger RNA. RefSeq lists its product as uncharacterized. The coding region runs from base 99 to 1013 and encodes 304 amino acids. NCBI's taxonomy places the organism in Eukaryota, Viridiplantae, Streptophyta, Magnoliopsida, Poales, Poaceae. The transcript has a single exon. The record is from RefSeq and is a predicted model, not a curated record.